AUGGGAGUCCUGUAAAACUCUUCUAACAGGGAGGAUUUCUUUCUCCCCUUACAGGAAGAUGUAGACUCUUUUAUGAAGCAGCCUGGAAAUGAGACAGCAGAUGUAGUUCUUAAGAAGUUGGAUGAGCAGUACCAGAAGUAUAAAUUUUUGGAACUUAAUCUUGCUCAAAAGAAAAGGAGGCUAAAAAGUCAGAUUCCUGAAAUUAAACAGACAUUAGAAAUUUUAAAACACAUGCAGAAGAAAAAGGAUUCCACAAAUCCAAUGGAAACCAGAUUUUUAUUGGCAGAUAAUCUCUACUGCAAAGCUUCAGUUCCUCCUACAGAUAAAGUUUGUUUGUGGUUGGGGGCCAACGUGAUGCUUGAAUACGAUAUUGAUGAAGCUCAGGCUCUGUUAGAGAAGAAUUUGUCAACAGCCACAAGAAACCUUGAUCUUCUAGAGGAAGACCUGGAUUUCCUUAGAGAUCAGUUCACCACUACAGAAGUCAAUAUGGCUAGAGUUUAUAACUGGGAUGUAAAGAGAAGAAACAAGCAAGACCCUUCCAAAAACAAAGCAUAGUUUUGCCAAUUUUAAAUGUGGUUUCAAUUUCCAAAUAUUUUUUAUUUAAACACCCCCAAAGUUCAUUCUUAAGGGACUGAGUUACUUAAAGCAUUUCAGUCAAUGGUAAAAUAUAUAAAAACUAAUGGUGAGCACCAUUUUAUUUAUUUGUAACCUCAAAAUUUGGUUUCAUGCAUGCUUCAUGAAAUGAAUUAUUUGAAAAGGCACCACACAGUCCAGCAAAGGACUCGGGUAUUUUGAUCAGACCAGUCUGUCUUAAAUAAAUUUCUACCUGAAAGCUCGUCUGAAAAGUUGAGGGACAUGUAUGAAAUGGAGUGUGACAUCUCAGCAGGUGAAGGGGCUGCAGGGGUUUACUCUUUCAUCUCUGUGCAGCU
Molecule: messenger RNA, 929 nt
Organism: Merops nubicus (carmine bee-eater)
Lineage: Eukaryota; Metazoa; Chordata; Aves; Coraciiformes; Meropidae
Gene: VBP1
Product: von Hippel-Lindau binding protein 1
Exons: 5
Coding region: 73-555 (160 amino acids)
Biological process (GO): tubulin complex assembly; protein folding; microtubule-based process
Cellular component (GO): prefoldin complex; cytoplasm
Molecular function (GO): tubulin binding
Source: RefSeq, a predicted model, not a curated record